AUAUCUUUCAAUUUUUAUAUUAUAAAUUUUUUUCUUGUGUGCGUGUUUUAUUUACGUUUAUGUAAUUAUGUUUUUAUAUAAUCAACUUCUCUUGGCGAUAUAUUUUUUAAUUAUUAUGUUUGCAAUAUUUUUGCGCUUGUACGUUCAAGAAAGUGUGUAAUGUUUAACAGAGAAGUGAGAUAAGAAGUAUCACAAAAAAAAGAAAAAAAAUUAAAGAAAAAGAUGAGAAAAUAUAUAUGUGAUCAUUGUGAUGAUAUACUAAAAUAAGCGUUUAUUAAUCCCUUUCACUUUUCACUCCAUUACGAUCCUUUUGAUAGACAUGACGAGCGUGUCUAGAAGAUAAAGAGUUUUUCGGGAUUUCUUGUGCGGAAGUAAAAGUUGGCCGUACGACCGCAAAAUAAUAUUAUAGAUAGCACGGAGGUGUUCAAAAGAAAUAAGCGGUACCUAAUCGAAAGUCAAACUAAAAAGAGGAAAUAGAGAAUAUUAGUCGUUCGUUUCUCUUCGACUAUUUAUCCUUCGACAACGAGAUACAAUACGUAUAAUUCUUGUCUAGAAGGAAAAAGAAUAAUCUAGAAGAAGAAGAAUAAAGAAUGAAUAAAUAACUAAAAAGGAAAUAAAUAAAUCAAAAAUAAAUUAAAAAGUCAACAAACAAAUUAAAAAAAAAAAGUAGCAAUAUAUAUUUUGCAGACUUUUAAAGAUUAAGUCUUAUUUACUCUAACGAAAACGUACGACUAGCAACUAACAAUAGGAUAAACACGUUACAAGAACUCUACGAAGAGAAAUAAUUACCUCUUCUUUGAGAGAUACGAUGCUUGGUACAACUCGGUGGUCGGGUAAAACGAGAAAGCUGCGGCCAAGCGGAUCUGUAUAAAACGUCGCUGACGGAGACUCUCUCCUCAGUUCAUCUAACAUCCGAAUUGAGUUCGACGAUACUACAAUGAAUAAUUUGGGUGUCCUAUUAUUAUUGAUGCUGUACGGUGCAUGUGAUGUAUUAGCUGGUAGGCGUUACAUUGCCAUCCCUGUUGACGGUAUAGACGUGUUAGAAUUGAAUCCGAUAUCACUAUCGGCUCCAAGAAUUGCUCGUCAAGCAGAUCCAGCUUACGUACCUAUAGCCGUGCCAAAUCUUCAUCACGAGGAGUUGGAGAAUUCACGAGCGGAGAGAUCCAUCGGUCAAAUUCUGGAUUAUGUGGAUUAUGGCGGACAUACCGGAUCUAACGGUGCAUUUGGCUGGUACGCCGAUUAUCCAGCUCAUCGUUGA
Vespula vulgaris is the source of this 1258-nucleotide messenger RNA. RefSeq lists its product as uncharacterized. Bases 938 to 1258 code for a protein of 106 amino acids. The transcript has 2 exons. NCBI's taxonomy places the organism in Eukaryota, Metazoa, Arthropoda, Insecta, Hymenoptera, Vespidae. The record is from RefSeq and is a predicted model, not a curated record.